GAUGGUUUCACUUUCAGUUGGAAGCUGCUGUAUGCACGGAGAAUGUUUCCGUUCAGGCAAAAUUGCUGUAUGUUAACCAGCAAUAGUUAUAUGAACAGACGGGAGUCAGACGUGCCCAGUGGGCAAUGCAGCUGUAAAUACUGAGAUGUUCACUUGCAACGCAGACCUGGCAGUUCUGAAGCUGGGAGCCCUUCCUUCACCAUCAGCCUGUGCCCUUCCCUGUAGGAUCCAGCAGGCAGGGCACGUCCCAGACUAAGGGUCCAUUUCAUUGACUGUGAGAAGCUGGAAAUGUCCCAGUGAUCCUGUAACUGCUGAGAAGUUUCUCCUGGGCUCAUGAGUUACAAAUGAAGAUGAGGAUUUCCUUCCACUCUCACUGUGCUAAGGGCAACCUUUCUCUGUCCAGUUACCUCAUUUUCUUUUUUACGGUCCAUGUUUCUACAUUGGAAUCAGUGAAUUUCAAGGUGAUUGGACCUGAUCAUCCCAUCAUAGUUUCUGCAGGUGAAGAUGCCCUGUUACCCUGUCACCUUUCCCCCAGCAUGAGUGCUCAGGAGAUGGAGGUGCGUUGGUUCCAAUCCAAGUUCUCUGAACUUGUCCAUCUGUAUCAGCAUGGAAAAGAUCAGGCUGAGAAGCAAAUAUCAAAAUAUCAAGGCAGAACAGAGCUGCUGAAGGAUGGUAUUGUGGAUGGAAGGGUCGUCCUGCGUAUAUGCAACAUCACCCCUUCUGAUGGAGGGCAGUUUAUCUGUUUCUUCCGAUCAUCCAGUUUUUAUGGGGAAGCCACUCUGGAACUGAAGGUGGCAGGUCUGGGCUCUGCUCCUCGCAUCUCUAUCGACAGCUACCAGAGCGGAGGGAUCCACAUGGUGUGUGAAUCUGCUGGAUGGUACCCGGAGCCCCAGGUGCAGUGGAGAGAUCUCAAGGGGCAGCACUUACCAUCUCUGACAGAAAAAAUAAGUCAACAUGAUAACGGCCUGUUUGAAGCACAAAUUUCCAUUAUUGUAACAGAAACUUCCAGUCAGGAUCUGUCCUGCUCUGUCAGGAACUCCCAGUUCAACCAAGGGAAAGAGUCUGUGGUCUACAUUGCAGAUCCCUUCUUCCUGAGGGCAUACCCCUGGAAGGUGGCUGUGUACAUACUCCUGGUUGUUGUGUGUUUGGUCACUUGCACAGCAAGCUACUUCUUCUGGAAGCAACAUGAAGCAAAAGCGGCGCAUGUUGCAGAGAGAGGGAAACUUGUUGCUGAUCUUGGUACGUGUCAUAAUCGUCUCCAUGUUAGACACCUUGUUCCUUGUUCUACCAGGGGAUGGAGCUUCCCUGAUCCAUCCGCCCUCCAGACCCGACACUCUGCAUCCCCCAACUCCUCUGUCUGCCUCACCCAUGUCUCCCUUCAACUUUCAGAUGAUCAUCACCAGCUGCCUGACUCUGCCUCUACACUCUCACUCAUGAGUCGCAUCCUGGUCCAUGACUCCUAUUUGUCUCUCCACAUUACUGUGACCAUCACUAAUAAUUUCUCACCGCCUCACCAACAUUGAUCCUUGCCAACUCCAUUCACAGCAACGCCCCCUCACUUACACAAAACAAGGCCAUUCCAACACAAAACUAUUCAUUUCUAGUUAGGUUUGAGCAUUUAUAUAUAAACUCCAAAGCUGAGACCAUAACAUUCUGGCACUAACACACAAUGAGGCCAGUGUUGUGUUGAAGGAUCACAUUUAGUAUCAGAGACAAGUAUGCUUUAAAACCAAUGUCAAGAUUUCAGUUCUUCAGUCAUGAACUUUACUCCUGUAUUGACUUGUUCAGAUUUAAAGCUAGGAGGGAAGAGAGAAAUACAAUUGUGUCACACUGUGCUAGAGUUCAGUUUAUUUGGAUGAUUUAAAAAAGAAUGGCUGCAAAUCAUACUUCACAUUUCAAAAGUAGAACCUUAAGUUUUAAUUUCCAUGAUUUUAGAAGUUUGCGAGUUUAAGAUACUUUUUUGUCAGAGUUUUUUGGAGGAGGUUGGUGGCACAUCUGCUUGGCCUGAACUCCAGGGUAACGAAGAGUUUUGAGUGCUUUGUCAUGUGCUCUGAAAUGUGCCCAACAGAAUGCAAGAUACAAGGAAGGGCACAUUUACAUUUUUGUGAUGAAUUGGAGAAAAAUAAGCUGAUAUGCUCAAAAAAUGAAAUAACACAAAGUUCAUCUACUUACAAAGACAUAAAGAAAGCAACAACUAAAUCUAAGAUAUUUUAGAUUCUGACUGAUUGAAUUGUGGCCUCCAUAGAAAGGUGUGUCUCUGUUUCGCUCUUAGUCAGUCUCUUGUGAUAAGGCACCUCGGUGGGCUCAGCGCUUCCCCCUCUGGCAGUGGGGGAGCCUGGAGUAAAUCAGUGUCCCUCUGGAUGGUGUUCAUUCUCCCACUUGCGGGGUUAUUUCCCAAUCUUUUCCGGGGAGGCCUUUGGGCAGGCCUCAGAAGUACCCCUCCGCCAAACAAACAAACAAAAAAGAAACCAGUUCCAACACAAAACAAAGGGGAUAUCUUUUUCUACCCCCUACUCUGAGGUGCCAGCCGGUCCCCAUGGCAGGCAGUGAGUUAUGUAGCUUCCCCUGUAGAGAGGAAAGCAGCCAUCCACCCUGGAGCAGGCUAUCUCCUUGCUGCCACUAGCCUUGCAGCAGCUUGUGUCCCCUUCCAACUCUUCAGCGAAGGAGGGGUUUUUAAAGGUCUCAGGCAGCCCUUAAUUCAGAGGUGGGCAAACUAUGGCCCGUGGGCCACAUCUGGUCCGCAGCACCAUCCUGCCCAGCUUUUGAGCUCCCGGCCAGGGAGGCUAGUCCUCGGGCCCUCCCUGGCUGUCCUUCCUCUCCCGCAGCCUCAGCUCACCGUGCUGCCAGUGCUCUGGGCGGUGAGGCUGCGAGCUCCUGCCAGGCAGCAUAGCAGCAUGACUGGCUCCAGUGGGACAGCA
Molecule: messenger RNA, 2918 nt
Organism: Chelonoidis abingdonii (Abingdon island giant tortoise)
Lineage: Eukaryota; Metazoa; Chordata; Testudines; Testudinidae
Source: RefSeq, a predicted model, not a curated record